Messenger RNA from Rotaria sp. Silwood2, 909 nucleotides. The record is from the annotation of a GenBank genome assembly. Lineage: Eukaryota; Metazoa; Rotifera; Eurotatoria; Philodinida; Philodinidae.
AUGGUUGGUAUUCGUCCGAAUGCAAAAUGGUCAAAGCAUGGUAUCACUGUUGCUGGAGGAAAUGGAAAAGGCAGUGAAACCAAUCAACUCUCUGGCCCAUUGAGUUUGUACGUUGACGAUGAUCAAACUGUUUAUGUCGCUGAUUAUUAUAAUCACCGUAUUGUGGAAUGGAAACCUGGUGCAACGAAUGGUACAGUGGUUGCUGGUGGAAAUGGAGCGGGGAAUGCAGCUCAUCAAUUAAAUUGCCCACGAGACGUGAUUAUUGACAAAGACAGCAAUAGUCUCAUCAUCUCUGAUUACAGGAAUGGAAGAGUUGUUCGAUGGCCUCGUCGAAAUGGCACUCUAGGAGAAACAAUUAUUUCAAAUAUCUAUUGCUGGGGUUUGACAAUGGACGACAUUGGUUAUCUCUAUGUGGUUGACCAUGAAAAACAUGAAGUAAGACGACAUAAAAUUGGUGACACUCAAGGAACAGUGGUUGCAGGUGGUAAUGGAGAAGGACAUCGUCUCGAUCAACUCUCUAGUCCCCACUACGUAUUUGUGGAUCAAGAUCAUUCAGUUUAUGUGUCUGAUUAUGACAAUUAUCGUGUAAUGAAAUGGUAUGAAGGUGCUAAACAAGGCAUUGUCGUAGCCGGUGGUCAAGGAGCAGGAAAUAAUCUUAGACAACUCAAUGGUCCUCAAGGAGUUGUUGUCGAUCAAUUUGGUACUGUCUAUGUGGCUGAUUGUUACAAUCAUCGAAUCAUGCGUUGGCCAGAAGGAGCCACACAAGGAAGUGUCAUUAUUGGUGGAAAGGGUCAAGGAGCACAUCCGAAUCAACUCAGUGUUCCCUUUGGUUUAUCAUUCGAUCGACAUGGCAGUCUAUAUGUCGCCGAGCACUACAAUCAUCGAGUACAAAAAUUUAACAUCAAAUAA